Molecule: messenger RNA, 1302 nt
Organism: Saitoella complicata NRRL Y-17804
Lineage: Eukaryota; Fungi; Ascomycota; Saitoellomycetes; Saitoellales; Saitoellaceae
Product: DEAD/DEAH box helicase
Exons: 3
Coding region: 22-1212 (396 amino acids)
Molecular function (GO): RNA binding; RNA helicase activity; ATP binding
Source: RefSeq, a predicted model, not a curated record
CACUCGAAACAACAGUACAAUAUGGCCGACCAAGGACUUCAGGAAGUUGAUGAGGGUAUGAUCCAGUCUAACUGGGAGGAGGUUGUCGACAACUUCGACAACAUGGAUCUCAAGUCUGAGCUUCUCCGUGGUAUCUACGCUUACGGUUUCGAGCGUCCCUCUGCCAUUCAGCAGCGUGCCAUUCUCCCCGUCCUCAAGGGUCACGAUGUCAUCGCCCAGGCUCAGUCCGGUACCGGUAAGACCGCUACCUUCUCCAUCUCUGUCCUCCAGUCCAUCGACAUCUCCGUCAAGCAGUGCCAGGCUUUGAUCUUGGCCCCUACCCGUGAGUUGGCUCAGCAGAUCCAGAAGGUCGUUGUCGCUAUCGGAGACUACCUCAACGUCGAGUGCCACGCCUGUAUCGGCGGUACCAACGUCCGUGACGACAUGAAGGCCCUCCAGGACGGUGUCCAUGUCGUCGUCGGUACCCCCGGACGUGUCCACGACAUGAUCCAGCGUCGUGCUCUCCGCACCGACAGCAUGAAGAUGUUCGUCCUCGACGAGGCCGAUGAGAUGUUGUCCCGCGGUUUCAAGGACCAGAUCUACGACAUCUUCCAGCUUCUUCCCCCCACCACCCAAGCUGUCCUUCUUUCCGCCACCAUGCCCCAGGAGGUCUUGGAGGUUACCCAGAAGUUCAUGCGCGAGCCCGUCCGCAUUCUCGUCAAGAAGGACGAGCUUACCCUCGAAGGUAUCAAGCAGUUCUACAUCGCCGUUGAGAAGGAGGACUGGAAGCUCGACACCCUUUGCGACUUGUACGAGACCGUUACCAUCACUCAGGCCGUCAUCUUCUGCAACACCCGCAGAAAGGUCGACUGGCUUACCGAGAAGCUCACUUCCCGUGACUUCACUGUCUCCGCUAUGCACGGUGACAUGGAGCAGGGUCAGCGUGAGGUUAUCAUGAAGGAGUUCCGUUCCGGUUCUUCCCGUGUUUUGAUCACCACUGACUUGCUUGCCCGUGGUAUCGACGUUCAGCAGGUCUCUUUGGUCAUCAACUACGACUUGCCCGCCAACCGCGAGAACUACAUUCACCGUAUCGGUCGUGGCGGUCGUUUCGGAAGGAAGGGUGUUGCUAUCAACUUCGUCACCUCUGAGGACACCCGUAUGAUGCGUGACAUCGAGCAGUUCUACUCUACCCAGAUCGAAGAGAUGCCCCUCAACGUUGCUGACCUUAUCUAAGGUGUUUAAGCUUUGAAGGUAUAUUAAGGAGGGCGUUUUUGGAAAGCAACCGAGGGUCGACAUCGGUUGCUUUGGAGCAGCAAAAAGUCG